GUUUGUUUGCAGUUACCCCAUCCUAAACAACAACAAUGCCAAUGCCACCAGAUAGCUGUCCUCUCCUGUGCAAGAUGACGAAAUGGCACCGGACGGCAUCUCUAACCUAACCAUACCUCGCCGCCCUCUCUCUCUCUCGCUUGCCGGCCGUGUCGUCGUCGUCGUCUUCAUCCAUAUAUUUCUCUCACUGCACCCGUCUUCUCUGCUCAUGCAUGGCGUCUGGACGCAUGUUCAGGUGUUAGGUUGCACUAGCUAGCCAGCUAGGUAGCUCGUGCCUCGUUGAGGGUUUGCUGCUGCUGCCGGUGAGUGAUGGAGGUGGAGAGCAGGUACGUCGCCGUGAGGCACCACGUGGAGGGGUUCCCGUCGGAGGACGACUUCGAGGUGAAGAAGGUGAAGGUGAGGUGGACGCCGGAGUCCGGCGAGGUGCUGGUCCGGAACCUGUGCCUGUCCAUGGACCCUUACCAGCUCAACCGCAUGAAGCGCCGCAGCGCGUCCCACCACGCCGUCGACGGCAUCGUCCCUGGCGAGAGGAUAGAGUCGUACGGCGCCGGCGAGGUGGUGGCGUCGGCGUGCGACGAGUACAAGGAGGGCGACGUGGUCGCCGGCGUGCUCGGGUGGGAGGACUACACCCUGUUCCGCCCGUCCCCCGCCGUGCUCAUGUCCAAGCUCGCCGCGGCGCCCUCCGGCGACGACCUCCCCCUGUCGCACCACCUCAGCGCGCUAGGGACGAGCGGGAUGACGGCGUACGCCGGGUUGUACGAGGUGUGCAGGCCGGAGCGAGGGGAGAAGGUGUUCGUGUCGGCGGCGGCGGGCUCCGUCGGCAGCCUCGUCGGCCAGUUCGCCAAGCUCGCCGGCUGCUACGUCGUCGGCUGCGCCGGCACCAACGCCAAGGUUGACCUGGUGAAAAAUAAGCUUGGAUUCGAUGACGCUUUCAACUACAAAGAGGAGCCUGACAUGAGGGCAGCACUGAAGAGAUACUUCCCCGACGGGAUCGACAUCUACUUCGACAACGUCGGCGGCGAGACGCUGGAGGCGGCGCUGGCGACCAUGAACACCUACGGCCGCGUCGCCCUCUGCGGCGUCAUCUCCGAGUACACCGACGCCGGCGGCCGCCGCGCCGCGCCGGACCUGCUGGAGGUCAUCUACAAGCGCAUCACCAUCAGGGGCUUCUUCGCCUGGGAUUUCCUGGCGAGGUUCGGCGAGUUCGGCGGCGUCGUCGGGGACUGGAUCCGUCGGGGAAAGGUCCAGGUGGUGGAGGACGUCUCCGACGGCCUCGAGAGCGUGCCGUCGGCUUUCACGGCGCUGUUCCGCGGCGAGAACAUCGGCAAGAAGAUCGUCAAGCUGGCAUAGGAGUAAAAAAUACACAUCCAUGCCCCCGUGAAGCUAUCGAGCAUGUCAGUGGUUGUGUCAAAUAAAUUAGAUGUGACUUAAGGAUAUUUGCUGAGCGCAAAAGAAAGUUGUUUUGUUCAGGUAAAAGUAUGCAAUGCAUGAAGAAAAUGGCCUAACAUAAGAUAAUUAAGACAGCUGCCAUGUGUCUGAAUAGGGUGGUAACGGUCCAACCAUUUUACCUAUAAAAUUUUGCCUAUAAAAUAUAAAAUUUAAG
Molecule: messenger RNA, 1603 nt
Organism: Oryza brachyantha (malo sina)
Lineage: Eukaryota; Viridiplantae; Streptophyta; Magnoliopsida; Poales; Poaceae
Product: NADP-dependent alkenal double bond reductase P2-like
Exons: 5
Coding region: 310-1350 (346 amino acids)
Molecular function (GO): oxidoreductase activity, acting on the CH-CH group of donors, NAD or NADP as acceptor
Source: RefSeq, a predicted model, not a curated record